UAUGAUUGAGGAGACGCUAGUUGUGAAACGUCGGGUCGGUUUGAGAGAUUUGGAUAGUUAUUUUCAUAUGAACAAUGCCAGAUAUCUAUGGUACUUGGACGCCUCUAGAGCAAUAUUCUUUAUCACUUCCGGCCUAAAUUUGGAAUUGUAUAAAUUCAACAAGAAUGGUUAUAUAGUGGCGGCAAGUUCCACAAUUCGUUAUAGAAGAUCUUUACAGUUGUUUGAAAAAUAUAGAAUAGUAUCAAGAAUAGCUUAUUUCGACGAAAAGAACGUUUAUAUGGAACAUAAAUUUAUAUCAGAGAAAGAUGAGUUUAUUAGUUCGAUUGCCUAUCUUAAGUUGGCGUUUGUUAAAGUAAAGCCAAUUGACGUGUUUAAAUCUUACCUUAAAGUAUCGGAGGACGAAUUACAGUUGGAAUGUCCAAAAGCUUUAAAAUCUUGGAUGGAAUUCCAAGAACAUUCCAGUCAAUCUUUAAAAAAGAGCAUUGAAUAA
Molecule: messenger RNA, 490 nt
Organism: Dimorphilus gyrociliatus
Lineage: Eukaryota; Metazoa; Annelida; Polychaeta; Dinophilidae
Source: the annotation of a GenBank genome assembly